AUGCAGUUUCAAAAGUCCUCGAUCAGACAAAAAUGUUCUAAUAUUCCAUGUUUAAGAAAUGAACAAAUUAUUGUUGAUUUAAAAAAGAAGAAUAUUGUACUUCAUGUCAUCGAGUUUGAAUCACUAGAAGUAGAACUUCUUUUAGGAGCGGAAGUCACAGGAGUUUUCGAAAGUAUUGCUGAAAAUUUGGUUGCAAUCGAGACCCAUUUCGGUUGGACAGUUAUGGGAAAAUCUUAUCACUAUGAUAAUUGUAAUUUAGAUUUAUCUUUCCUGAACACUGAAUUUACCAUUGCAGAUUUCUGGAAUUUGGAGCUUUUAGGAAUUAAAGACACUCCAGAGAAUAUAACGACGGAAAAAAGACAUGAGGGUGUACUAGAAAGGUUUAAGAAAACGAUUAUUCAACAAGAAGAUAAACGGUUUGUCUUCCAUGGAUUGAUGGUCAUCCUGAGUUACAUAGCAAUUUGGAACAAGCACAAAAAAGAUUAA
Messenger RNA from Psylliodes chrysocephalus, 486 nucleotides. Lineage: Eukaryota; Metazoa; Arthropoda; Insecta; Coleoptera; Chrysomelidae. The record is from the annotation of a GenBank genome assembly.